Messenger RNA from Mastomys coucha (southern multimammate mouse), 4058 nucleotides. RefSeq names its product DnaJ heat shock protein family (Hsp40) member C16 (gene Dnajc16). The transcript has 16 exons. Lineage: Eukaryota; Metazoa; Chordata; Mammalia; Rodentia; Muridae. The record is from RefSeq and is a predicted model, not a curated record.
UGACUGCCCCGGGCCUGGGCCCCGCCUCUUUCCCCUCCCCAGGUGCUCCGGUGUGGACUGGAGGCGCCGGCCCCGGCGGAUUCACUGGAGCACGGACGCUGCGGCCGGUUGGGCCGGUGCCCUUUCCCGCUCUGGGAAGGAAGAGAGAUGGAAUUGAAAAGGUUGGCCAUUUCCUGGCAAUUCUUGAUAGUUCUGGUUCUGAUCCUGCAAAGCCUGUCUGCGUUGGAUUUUGACCCGUACAGAGUCCUAGGGGUCAGCCGUACAGCCAGCCAGGCUGACAUUAAAAAGGCUUAUAAGAAGCUCGCUCGGGAAUGGCAUCCUGACAAAAACAAAGACCCUGGAGCAGAGGACAAGUUCAUUCAGAUCAGCAAGGCUUACGAGAUUCUGUCCAAUGAAGAAAAGAGGACAAACUAUGACCAGCAUGGUGAUGCCAGUGACAGCCAAGGCUACGAGAAGCAACAGCGCGAGUAUCGCUUCCGCCAUUUCCACGAGAACUUCUAUUUUGAUGAGUCCUUUUUUCACUUCCCCUUCAAUUCGGAGCGGCGGGACUCAAUCGAUGAAAAGUACUUGUUGCACUUUUCACACUACGUCAAUGAAGUAGUUCCUGAUAGCUUCAAAAAACCCUACCUCAUUAAGAUCACAUCAGAUUGGUGCUUUAGCUGCAUCCACAUCGAGCCUGUCUGGAAGGACGUGGUCCAGGAACUGGAAGGACUGGGUGUGGGGAUUGGUGUCGUCCAUGCUGGGUACGAAAGACGUCUGGCCCAUCACCUGGGAGCACACAGCACCCCCUCCAUCCUAGGGAUCAUCAAUGGGAAGAUCUCCUUCUUCCAUAAUGCAGUGGUUCAUGAGAACCUACGGCAGUUCGUGGAGAGUCUUCUUCCAGGAAACUUGGUGGAGAAGGUCACAAAUAAAAAUUAUGUGCAGUUCCUCUCUGGCUGGCAGCAGGAGAAUAAGCCACACGCCCUCCUGUUCGGCCAGAAGUCAUCAGCGCCACUGCUAUACAAGUUGACGGCCUUUGCAUACAAAGAUUAUGUGUCAUUUGGAUAUGUGUAUGUCGGCUUGAGAGGCGUGGAGGAGAUGACCAGGCAAUACAACAUCAAUAUCUAUACCCCCACCAUGCUGAUCUUCAAAGAGCACAUAAACAAGCCUGCUGAUGCAAUCCAGGCUCGGGGACUGAAGAAGCAGGUCAUUGAGGACUUCAUUGCCCAAAACAAGUACCUGCUGGCAUCUCGGCUCACCAGCCAGAGGUUGUUCCAUGAACUUUGCCCUGUGAAGCGGUCUCACCGACAGAGAAAAUACUGCGUGGUUUUACUGACAGCUGAGGUUAACAAACUAAGCAAACCCUUUGAAGCCUUCCUGUCAUUUGCACUGGCAAACACUCAAGACACGGUGAGAUUUGUGCACGUCUACAGCAGCCGACAGCAAGAGUUUGCCAGCACCUUGCUACCGGACAUGGAGGCAUUCCAAGGGAAGUCAGGGGUGAGCCAUGGGCCCCAAUUCUCCUAGGCAGGAAGAUGAAGUUUCAGGACCCUGGAAGAUCCCUGGACCGGCAGUGAGAGGGAUAAGUUCGUCCUUUUGGGUUAUCUUGACCAGCUACGGAAAGAUCCAGCAUUUCUGUCUUCAGAAGCCGUGCUCCCUGAUCUAACUGACGAACUGGCUCCUGUAUUUCUCCUCCGGUGGCUCUACUCUGCCUCUGACUACCUCUCGGACUUCUGGGAGAGCCUGCUUCACAGUAACUGGCGGGAGAUGAUGCCGCUGCUGUCGCUCAUAUUCUCAGCCCUCUUCAUCCUCUUCGGCACUGUCAUCGUCCAGGCUUUCAGUGACUCAAAUGAGGAGCGAGAGUCGCACCCUCCCGAGAAAGAGGAAGUCCCUGAGAAGGCCGGGAAGACUGAGCCAAGCUUCGCCAAGGAGAGCACCAGCAAAAUUCCUAAAAAAGGCUUUGUGGAGGUAACUGAACUCACAGAUGUGACAUACACCAGUAUCCCACCCUACCCCCAGCUCCACAUAAAUGCUCUCCUAAGUUCUGGCUGCAGCCAGCACAAGCCUCCCUGGCUGCUGAGCUCUGUGGAGCCUGUUGACAACACUCUGUUCUCCUCAGUGGCCUGCAGCAGAACGCCUGGCACCUGCCUGACCCUCGUCUGCUCUUCCCACAGGAGCAGCAGCCUCCACUUCUCCUUCCUGACCCUGGACAAGCACCGGGAGUGGCUGGAGUAUUUACUAGAGUUUGCUCAGGAUGCCGCCCCAAUCCCAAACCAGUAUGACAAGCACUUUAUGGAACGAGACUACACUGGCUACGUGCUGGCCCUGAACGGCCACAAGAAGUAUUUCUGCCUUUUCAAGCCACUGAAGACAGUGGAUGAGGAGACCGUGGGCUCCUGUGACCCUGACUCCUCCCUAGGAAAGCCUCCCUGUGGCCUUGGGCCCAAGCCCCUCAAAGGCAAGCUGAGCAAGUUGUCAUUGUGGAUGGAGCGCCUGCUGGAAGGCUCUUUGCAAAGGUUCUACAUCCCGUCAUGGCCAGAGCUGGACUAAGCCAAGGGCUCCAGAGUAUAACGUGCCCCAGGAACAGGGAUUUUCAAGAGAGUUUCCAUUUUAGAUUUCUCUUCUAGAGCAAUGGCUAGAAGACCUUUCCUUUGUCACCUAGGAGUAAAACGCACUGCAGGUUUGAUCCCUAGAUGAAAAUCUUCCUUCCCCGUUGGGUGUCCUACCCCUGGAUGAAUGCCGCACUACUUCAAUAGACUGCCCAGCCCUUCUUCUUUGCUGUCCCUGUAAUGUGCCCACACCCCUGUCCUUACAUUGUAGAAACCCAGGGCUUGACCCUGAGCCGUGCCUGGAUGAACCUCAGGAUCUUCAUGAGCCUGUCACAUGGGGUGGGUCACUCACCUCUCCUCUCCUCCACCCCUUGCAGCAGGCUCCUGCUGGCCCCUGCUUAGCCUCUGCCAAGGUGUGUGCUCCCAACACUGGGCAGUCCUCCACCUGCGAAAGAGGCCUAGUUGUAAGCAGUUUUCCAUGUGAUUGUGCUUCUGGGAGCAAGCAUUGAGAAGUAUAUUUUGGGGGUAUCCCCCACAACAGUUGGCCAAGCAUGGUUUUGAGAAGAAAGGGGUGAGCCAGGGGUGAGGGUGCAGCAUUCACAUUUGGUCUCCCCACUGAGAGGGAGGGUGAGCACCAGCUGGAGGUACACAGCCCUGUGAUCCUGCGUGAGCUUCCCUGUUCCCAUCCCCUUCCCUGAACCACACCCCCUGUCAGCAUCACCGUGGCCAGGGCUGUCUGCCUGGCCAGCCCUAAAUGACUGAGCUGCUGACCUGUCUCCGGAUGCCUUUUUGCCUCUGGAUUUUAGAGUUUGAUACUAGGAGCCAUAUCCUGUGAUCUUGUUCUCUGAACGUAGAUAAGCUGCUAUAUAGAGCCAGUAGAUUUAAGAUGGCAGCACUUACGCCUAUCCACCAAGAGCUAGGUGCAGGAGCCCUUCCUGCCUUGCUCUCCAGUAAAACGCCAGGCGUGUCUUCAUACCAAGGAACCUGACCUCUCUGACAAUUGCAUUUUGAACAUUGUUGUCCCCAAAGAGCUGAAUCUUCAAGUCGUCUCUUGUGACUCUGAGCGGAGACUUGUCUGGACUCCUGUCCAGUAGGCAGCUAGCUUCUUACUUCUGGCGUCUCUGCUUCAACGCUUCUUCCUUCCCUUCUCACUGCUUCCUGCUGCCAGAUGAGACCCAUCAGCCCCGGCUCGCCUGGCUCCACGCACCUUGAGCUCAGGCCCAGAUCAUGCUCGCCUGCUCAAGGGCAUACCCUUUGUUUUUAGAGCCAAACCAUGAGGGGAGUUUGGACAACUGUCACAUGUGGUAUGUUCUACUGUCAAGCAAGUGCCCUUCUGUAAAGUGAAGGGCACAAAUCGGGGACCGGACAUUCACUCAGUGAGUAUUCUCCAGUUGUAAUUGCUUUGAACCAAGCACCUCGGAUCCUGACUACUUUAAACACUGAGCUCCAGUGGUAAGUGAUAAAUUAUUUGAACCCAGGAACUCUGUAGUUUUCAAAGAGUCUUUAGCUUUAUUAAAAAAUAAAGAAAAC